GCAUUUGAGAUCAAGCCAACUUUGGACUUCUCCUUCUUCCUCUUCCAUCUCCUACAAGAAAAAUAUCAAAAGCCAUCAUUCAAUUUCAGUUCAGAUAAGGUUUCACUGAAGACUCACAGUGACCCUCCUCCACCCUCACUGCACCACCGCCUCCCGCCGCCGCCACCGCCGCCGCCGCCUCCACCAUGCUCUCUCUAGCCCUCAUCAACACCACCCACACCCACCACCACCACCAAUUCUUCAACCCCACCACCACCACCACCACCCUUAAGCCCCUCACUUCCCCUUUCCUCCACCACCCCCACCACCACCACUCGGCCGGCCCGAGGCCCAUCUCCGCCAGCCUCAACCCGAGCCCUCUAAUCCCGGCCUCCCCUCCGCCGCAGCAGCAGCGUGUCUACCAGCCCUUCCGCCCUCCCCCCUCCCCGCUCCCCUCCCAGUUCCGCUCCCUCGACACCGCCGGCCGCCUCGACAUCCUCGCCAACCGCCUCGGCCUCUGGUUCGAGUACGCCCCACUCAUCCCCUCCCUCAUCCAGGAGGGCUUCACCCCUCCCUCCAUCGAGGAGGUCACCGGCCUCUCCGGCGUCGAGCAGAACCGCCUCGUCGUCGCCGCCAAGGUCAGGGACUCCUUGAUCCAAUCCCAAACCGACCCCGAUGUCGUCGCCGCCUUCGACUUGGGCGGCGCCGAGCUCCUCUACGAAAUCCGGCUCCUGAGUGCCGCGCAGCGGUCCGCUGCGGCGGAAUUCAUAGUUAGGAAUAAGUUCGACGCGAAGGGCGCGCAGGAUCUCGCCCGCGCCAUGAAGGACUUCCCUCGCCGGCGCGGGGAUAAGGGGUGGGAGAAGUUCGAGUAUAAAUUGCCCGGAGACUGCUUGUCGUUCAUGUAUUAUAGGCAGAGUAGGGAGCAUAGGAACCCGUCGGAGCAGAGGACGUCGGCAUUGGAGCAGGCGCUGACCGCGGCGGAGACGGAGAAAGCGAAAGGCGUGAUCCUGGAGGAAUUGGAAGGGAAAGGCGGAGAAGGGGAUGGAAAAGAACGGGAAGUGCAGGGUGGGGUUCGGGUACCGGUGGUGAGGAUGAAGAUGGGGGAGGUGGCGGAGGCGAGCUCCGUGGUGGUGUUGCCGGUCUGUCGGGCGGAGGAGAGGGAAAGGGAGAUCUUGGAGGCGCCGUGGGGGUGCAAGAGCCAAGGGGAGUUCGGGGUGGUGGCGGCGGAGAAAGGGUGGGCGAGGUGGGUGGCUCUGCCGGGAUGGGAGUCGGUGUUGGGAAUGUCCGGCGGAGUGGUGGUGGCAUUCCCGGACGCGAGGGUGUUGCCGUGGAAGGUGAAUAGGUGGUACAAGGACGAGGCCAUCUUGGUUGUUGCUGACAGGGGGAGGAAAGAGGUGGUCGAGGACGAAGGUUUUUAUAUGGUGGCGGCGGAUGCUGAUGCCGAUGGCGGCGGCGGCGGCGGCUACGGAUUGAAGGUGGAGCGGGGGUGGAGAUUGAAGGAGAUGGGGGUUGGGGAGAGCCUAGGGACAGUGGUGUUGGUGGUGAGGCCACCAAGAGAAGAGAUUGAGGAUCAAUUGAGUGAUGACGAUUGGGAGUGAAAGGCAACAGCAUGAACAUGAGAAGUGUGUCGAUCUACAAAUAUUGAUACAGAUCAACAUACAACCCGGUUCGAUUUGAGACUAUGGUCGAACAUGAACGCAGUUUGAACAUGAACUUUUCAGGUUGAAAUGGGUUUUUUUUAUAAAUUGCCCAUUUUGGAUUUUUGGGAGGAGCCCUCUUUUGAUGUUUCCUCUGUUGUUGUCUAAAAUAUGAGACUUGUUCAAUUGGCAGAUCAUCCCUGUAGCACUUCAGUUUUCCCUUUAUUCAUCAGGAGGGGGUAUACCUCUUUACACACACGUAUGAAAUUCGACAUGUAAUAACAUCUCUGGAAAUUCAUUAAUCCGCUGGUUCU
This is a messenger RNA of Syzygium oleosum, 1930 nucleotides long. RefSeq names its product rubisco accumulation factor 1.1, chloroplastic. The record is from RefSeq and is a predicted model, not a curated record. Gene Ontology annotation, cellular component: chloroplast. The transcript has a single exon. Lineage: Eukaryota; Viridiplantae; Streptophyta; Magnoliopsida; Myrtales; Myrtaceae. The coding region runs from base 186 to 1577 and encodes 463 amino acids.